CCCAAGGCGGAGAGAUCACCGAGCAGGGCCGUCAUUAGCCUCGGCCCCCGCGGUCAGGACGCAGCCGGCAGGGCGUGGUGGUCCGGUUCGCAGCCGCAGGAUGGAGAGCGCCGGGGCCAGCUGUGCCUCUGGAGGAAGGCGAGAUCCUGACGUUGUCUGCGAAAAAUACUUGUUUAGAGGCAAGCUGCCAGAGCUCCUCUCUCAGCUGGCUUGCAGUCACCACCUCUGUGCUUUCCCUGUGAAUUGCAAGGACUUGUGCAUCUGGAACACAGCCACUGCUCAGUCAUUAUAUUUGUCAGGGCAUCAUUACUCAAUUUCUGCAUUGUCAUUUGGAAGUAAAAUCAAUCCUCUUCUUGUCUGCUCUGCUUCRCCUGAUCAUGUGAUAGUAUGGAAUCUUGACGAAUGUACAGAGAAAGUGCAAGAAGGGUUUGCACCUCGAGGAAUCGUUAUAGGAACUCUUUUGAGAAUGGUUCGUCAUGUAAGAUUUAGCCCAGAUGAUCAACAAGUGGCAGUAUGUUCUGAAAAUCAAAUCUACAUAUUAAGUGCAAAGAAUGAAUCUAUACUAGCUGAAUUGGAUGGCCACUUGGCUCCAGUGACUGCUGCUGAGUUUUGUACAUGGGAGAAAAGUAUGCUCGUAUCAGUGUCAGAAGACAGAACCUUUAAGGUAUGGGACUAUUCUACCAGCCAGUUAAUAUAUCAGUCAGGAAUAAUAACAGCAGCAUUUCCUUUGCUAAGUCUCCUCAUUGAUGAAGAAAACAAACAGAUUAUCACUGGAUGUGCUGAGGGACAGCUUUGGAUCUUCAGUUUAAUCAGUGAUCAUAAUUACCGUUGUGUAGUACAUAUCGACUUAAAGAAAGAGCAAGAGAGAUUCUGUAAUAAAUUGAAGAAAUCUGGCAAAGAAAUAGGAGAAGGGCAAAAUAAUUCCAAGCUUUGUGACAAAGACAACACUAGACCAAAAGGAUCAGUGGAAACAUCGUUGCCUAUCCUCUUAAUUGAACAUUGUGACUUUUUAGUAGGUUUCCAUAAAGAAGACAGCAUAUUUUCUUCCCUGCAUAGUAGAUAUUUUUGGAUAGGAACCUCUACGGGCUUGUUAAUAAUUAAUUUGGCAAACUUUGAAUUAGAAGCUUUUUUAUCUUACAGAGAGUACAGUGACCUCAGCAUUCAGAUUGCCAGAUCAUAUGCAUUAACAAGGAAGGGAGUUAAUGGAAAGGUUUUAUGCUUGAUCACCUCAAUAUUUGAAGAUAUGAUUGCUGUGUUGGAAGUUAACCUUGCUGCAUUGGUGAGAACUCAGCACAGUGAUUUUCUCCCACGUGGAAAUGAGAAACGUCUAUCGGUUAUUGCCAGGUGCACUUUAUUGGCAAAUUCUCCAUUGUGUAAAGGUUUCAAGAAAAACAUGAAAGAAUCUUUUAGUAAAACACAUGGAGUGAAGAGCACAGUGAAAGACCAACCACUGGUUUUCCAUAAUAAAAUUAAGUCAUCAGGAUAUACAGCAGCUCCACGAAUGACCAYGUUUUCUCCAAAUACUAACCUGAAAAAGAAAGAGCCAUCAAAGUGGAAAACUAGCUGUAAAUGUGAAAAUAAAGAAUAUCCAUUGGAAAGUCAUCCUCCAAUCAAAUAUGAGAAAGAGAUAUCUGUUACUUGUAAACCAACCCCAAUUUUUUGUGUUCAGUAUUCUGGGGGUGGAGAACUGCUGGUUUGUGGCCUGGCUGACAAAACUGUGAUGAUAUUCAAUUCCAAUCUUACUGAUGUGCAUAAUGUUUUUUCAGGUCAUGAUGGUGCAGUUAAUUCUGUUGGCUGGAGUCAUGACAAAAAGUGGUUAGUUUCUGCAUCAGAAGACAGAACUUUAAGGGUCUGGUCAGUCUGCAAUAAGGAACCUGCCCUGAUUCUGGGUAAAGAGAAGUUCCAUAAGACUGUACGCUUUGCACAGUUUUAUUAUCUAGAUACAUUUAUAUUGCUGUGUUGUGGAGCUGAAUUUCAUCUAUUAAGUUUCCACCUAGACACAAAGAAGGAUGACUUGAAACGAUACAAACAGAAGAGUGUUUGCAAAUUGGUACAGAAUUUUUCCAUGGCUUCAGCAAUGGAGAUUACGAGCCUUUCAGCAGUAAAUGAGUUCUAUUCUUAUAUUGUACUUACAGCUGGCAGCAACCGAGCACUGGAAGUUUUUGACCUCAAUGCAGGCUGCAGCACAGCAGUGAUACAGGAAGCUCAUACUAGAUCAGUCCAUCAGAUCUGCCAAAAUAAGGGAUCGUCCUUCAGCACUCAGCAACCUGAAGCUUACAACCUUUUCAUGACCACAGCUGCAGGUGAUGGCAUCAAACUGUGGGAUUUAAGAACACUGAGGUGUGAACGUCGUUUUGAAGGACAYAGCAGCCGCUGCUAUCCAUGUGGAAUUGCAGUGUCUCCCUGUGGACGCUUUAUAGCCAGUGGAUCAGAUGAUAGAUAUGCUUACAUAUAUGAAAUGCAUUCAAGCACUUUUUUACAUAAACUGGGAAGGCACACAGAAUCUGUCACCAAUGUCACUUUUAGUCCCUCAUCUCCACAGCUCACCACAGCCACCUUGGAUGGCAAACUCCGAUUGUUUCUACCCUGAUACUUGCCAACCUGUGGAACUUUGGCCGUGGUACUCUGAGAAUAACGAUUUGCUGAGAGAAAGGAGACUGGUAACUGGCCAUAAGCAAAUGACAUAAUAUUCCCUUUUAAACUACAGUUUUCUUCUGACUUUAUUUUCUCAAGCUGGAAGUUCCUCAAGCUGGUUCUCGAAGUUUUUUCUGUUGUUCUAACCUUUACUGCAAAAAUUAAGAAAAGAAGGAGAUUACAUAUUUUGCCUUCAUUCUCGCAAAUCAAGGCAGAAGUAGCUUUCAAAGGGCUUCUUGGGUGCUUAUAGUGAAAUGUAUUCUGUAGUGCUUUGCUAGAUUGGGACCACUUUAGACUGAAAAUGCAAGUAAAAUGACAAGUGUUCCAUUAUUAAAGCUAGAUCUAUUUGUGAAAAGCUUUUAAAUUAUUCUGAAAGAGAGGACUGUAUGUCUUUCUGAAAUGCCAUGAGAGUCCUUCUGUUAUGCUUCUUUGCGGUUACUGGAAUCAGCAGGGAUGUUGUUUGAAGGGAGAAUUUUACUGGUUUACUGUUUAUACUGCAUUCUGUAAUUUUCUUAGGGAAUAUGUGACAAAUAUCUUCUCUUYGAAAGAAAC
Messenger RNA from Malurus melanocephalus (red-backed fairy wren), 3186 nucleotides. It is a transcript of the gene WDR27, whose product is annotated as WD repeat domain 27. Bases 101 to 2590 code for a protein of 829 amino acids. The transcript has 24 exons. Gene Ontology annotation, molecular function: protein binding. Lineage: Eukaryota; Metazoa; Chordata; Aves; Passeriformes; Maluridae. The record is from RefSeq and is a predicted model, not a curated record.